AUGACAAAUGCAUACAUCCUAGGAGCGAUCAGUGGGCACAAUGUGGUGAGCGCCUGUCUCCCCGCUGGCACCUAUGGCACUACCUCAGCCGCGACAGUUGCGAGCUCCAUGUUCUUUAGUUCUGGCUCCAUACAGCAUCUCCUCAUGGUGGGGAUUGGCGGAGGGGUACCAUCAGAACCCAACGAUCUGAGGCUUGGUGAUGUCGUCGUCAGCGAUACUUUUGAGAGAACAGGAACCCUGAGCAAACCUUCCACAUCCCUCCUGGCCGCAGUCACAAAGCUCCGAGCCGACCACUAUUGCAGCGGGAAUCUGAUUGCAGCACUCGUGGCUCAAAUGCUAGCCAACCGCCCUCCGAUGGUACGAGAAUUCACUCGUCCCGACAACGAGCCUGACAGGCUGUUCCAUGCGAACUACGAACAUGAUCCAUCCCAGCGCACAUGCGCUAAUUGUGAUGCAAAGAAAUUGAUCUUGCGUUCAGCAUGCAAGGACACCCAGCCAGCUGUCCAUUACGGCUUGAUCGCUUCCGAAAACCAGGUGAUCAAGCAUGCAGGCACCCGUGACCGACUGCUGCGAACCGCCGUCCUGAUGAAUAACUUCCCUUGCCUAAAGAUUCGAGGAAUCUCAGACUCUGCUGAUUCGCAUAACAAGCAAUGA
Messenger RNA from Aspergillus aculeatus ATCC 16872, 654 nucleotides. RefSeq lists its product as uncharacterized. The transcript is spliced from 3 exons. Bases 1 to 654 code for a protein of 217 amino acids. Gene Ontology annotation, molecular function: catalytic activity. The record is from RefSeq and is a predicted model, not a curated record. Lineage: Eukaryota; Fungi; Ascomycota; Eurotiomycetes; Eurotiales; Aspergillaceae. Gene Ontology annotation, biological process: nucleoside metabolic process.